GCAACGGUCGCUACGUGGUGGUGGUGCUCUUCCGCCACCGUACGGACAUGGCCUCGCUCUCUCUCCGGCGCGCCGCCGUGCCUCCGCUUCGGUCCGCCGCCGUCAUCUCUUCGUCAGGCUCGACCGCCUAGAAAUGCACGCGGCUGGUGUUUGGAUAUGGGGAAAUUCAGGCCGUGCUCCAGAAGGAGGAGAACUUUGAUAUGUGCAGUCAGUAACGAUGCAGAAGAAGCUUUCAAAAAGACAGUAGAAAUUGACAGGUUGAUAGAUCUUCUGAGGCAUGCAAACCCACAGGAGGUUCAGCAAAUUGUUGGAGAGAACAUCCUGGCCUUUAAUGAGGGAUUCUGGAUAAGACUUGCUGCAAGAACCGAUACCUGCAAGUCAGAUGAUGAUAAAAAAGAUUACGAGGAAUUGGCUCUAUCUGUGAUGAGCAUAGUGGACCGCCUUGUCCAUAAAACUAAUGAAAAGAUAGAAUCUUCGACUGAUGUUCUCAAGGGAAUUUUAAAGCCUGUUGUUGAUGAAAAGGAAGAGAUUUCCUGGCCUCCUAGAGACCCUAAGGCUCUUAAAGCAAUGGAGGAAGAAGUAAUGCAAAGGGAGCAAGAAGGUCAACUAGAUGAGGGAUUCCUCUCUGAAGUUAAUGCUCAGUUAAGACAAGCAAAAGAAGAUGUAGACAAGCCCGGGCUUGUGGCUAUGCUACAGAAAGUCUUGCAACUUUAUGCUUCCAGAGUUCUCUCCAAGCGCAGUUAUGCCAAGAGAGGAAAUGAAGUGUUGAAGGCAGAGGAGUUCCUGGAGGUCCUUAUAAAAGCUCCAGAGGAAGAAUGGAAUAAGCUAUUGCUUGACGGCAUGACAGUUGGUAAAGGUAAUGUUUCACCGGAAGAUUUAUAUGCAGUCAUAAAGAAGCGGAUAGAGCGGACUUUGAUCCGAACAGAAGGAGGUUCUUACCAGCAGAGGGUCCUCACGGAGUAUCUAAAAGGCAUCCAAUCAAGAGCAGAGGAGAUCGUACAAGUAUUACAAGGAAGAACUAUAUAGUUCAUGUGCAGUAUAUAAGGUUUCUGGGGCGGUGCAUCAUCUGCACAUGAGCAUAGCUAAUCCUUGGUUCCACACAAGAAAGAAGAGUACAGCAAUUCAGAGCACUCUUAUUUGCUACGACGUUUCAUUCACGCUCGAAAAUCUGUGUGGAGCAGCCCGAUUCAUUUCGGAUGAGAAAGGCGUGUCCUGCAGUUGCUCUUAAUAAAGAUUUAACUUCAUUGUUUAUUCACAUCCAUUAACUUGUAAAAUAUAUGGAGCAGUCUCAUGAAAAGCUUCUCCGAGUGAAAACUAACGAUGCAGAUGUCCUCUGUGUCAUGGGUUCUGUGAAACUUCCGAUGAGGCAGAGCCAUCACAAACUGCACAGCAAAGUUGUUUCAAAUGCUACAUAUGUUCUCAAAUGGAAAAUUUGUUUGAUGCA
Messenger RNA from Eucalyptus grandis, 1444 nucleotides. RefSeq lists its product as uncharacterized. The record is from RefSeq and is a predicted model, not a curated record. The coding region runs from base 157 to 1026 and encodes 289 amino acids. The transcript has 11 exons. Lineage: Eukaryota; Viridiplantae; Streptophyta; Magnoliopsida; Myrtales; Myrtaceae.